UCACUAAUGGUUCAAUUUAAAAUGUAAUAUUAUCCAUAAUAACUUCAGACUUCAUAGUAAAUACUGAUCUUCGAUCAUAUUUCAAUAUUUCAUGAAAUAGUGAAACACUACAAUUUUACUUGGUAGAAGCACAGUGACAGAACAUAACAUGCAUAAUAUAUUUGAGGGUAAAAGUAGUAGAAUAUGUGAUCACGAUGAUCAUGUUGCUUCUAGUUUCAGACGUCCCAGUGAUGAAGAUGAAGUUGAAAUACCAAAAAAAAUGUACAAUGAAAAAAGUCCACUUGUCGAUAAGACAGUUCCUAAAUCUAUAACAAUAGCUCAACAAAUUGCUGCUGAGAGCAUAGAAACUCAAAUAAAAACUCAAAAAAGAAAUCAGUAUUUAGCUGCAUUAAUUGUGACUAUUGGAGGGUUUAUCAUGGGUACAACGCUUGGUUGGACGGCUCCUGCAGGUCCGAUGAUGGAAAAUGGCCAAUACGGGUUCCAAAUUACUGUGGAAAAUAUUUCAUGGAUAGCGUCGGUCAUGCCACUUGGUGCCAUGCUUGGAUGUCCAGUUAUGGCUGGUCUAGUCAACAAAUUAGGACGAAAACAUCUAAUGAUAAUGUUAACCAUACCUACACUUUUUGGUUGGGCGAUGAUUAUAUGGGCUCAAUCUGUGGUAUGGAUUUGUGCUGGCAGAUUUUUAACUGGAUUUUCUAGUGGUUCAUACUCUGUCAUUGUACCUUUGUACACUUCAGAAAUAGCCGAAAAGGAAAUUCGUGGUACUUUAGGUACUUAUUUUCAGUUACAAGUUAAUGCAGGAAUCUUGUUCACCUAUGUAAUAGGAUCCUACCUUAAUGUAUUUGGUCUAUCUGUUGCGUGUGCAAUAGUUCCAGUGAUUUAUAUAUGCUUGAUGUUUUUAAUACCAGAAAGUCCAAUUUUCUAUCUUAUGAAAGGAAAUGUUGAAAAAGCUCAGUUAUCGCUGAAAUAUUUCCGCAAACCUGUUGUUCAUGUAAAUCAAGAAUUAAAUACCAUGCAGAGUGCAUUAGCUAAAACUGAAAGGGAAAGAGUUCCAAUCAUGGAAGCAUUCCAAACUACACCAGCUAAACGAGGAUUAUGCUUAGGUCUUGGAGUUAUGGUUUUUCAACAGUUUUGUGGGUGUAAUGCCGUUAUUUUCUAUGCAACAACUAUCUUCAAUGCAACAGGGAGUUCAAUUGGAUCAAAUACAUCCACAAUUAUUAUUGGCAUCAUGGCUGUAGUGUCCACAUAUGUAUCAACGCUUGUCGUUGAUAAAUUAGGACGGAAAAUUCUGUUGUUGUAUUCAGUUGUUGCAAUGGGAAUUUGUACAUUCCUUAUUGGUGGAUUUUUUUAUGCUAAGGAAUCCCACUAUAAUAUUUCAUCUAUUGGAUUUAUUCCAUUAAUGUCGUUAUGUAUAUUCAUAAUAUUAUUCUCCAUUGGUUUUGGUCCUAUUCCAUGGAUGUUAAUGGGUGAAAUAUUCCCAGCUCAAAUUAAAGGUAUUGCUAGCUCAAUAGUUUGUAUGUCAAACUGGCUAUUUGUUUUCUUGGUCACCAAAUUUUUCACAUUAUUGGUAUCUGCCAUUUAUUUAUACAAUACAUUUUGGCUAUUUACAUUAUUCAGUGUAUUGGGAACAUUCUUUGUGGUGUUUUUCGUCCCUGAAACUAAAGGUAAGACUAUGGAAGAAAUUCAAGAAUUGCUUGGGGCUGACCAUAUUACACUAUUAACAGAAAAUCAAAAUGAUGCUUAGGAAUAAUAUAUUACUAUUUAAAGUUCAAACUUAAACAAUUUUAUUAUUUAUCCACCAAUUGUCAUAUAUUAUUAUUAUUAAAUUGUGUAAGAUUAUAUUUUGUAUUAAUUACUAAUAGAAAAAGUUGCAUGUUCUUAUCAAUAACAAACAUUUAAUCUUUUACCUGUUUUAGUAUAUAAAAUUAUUGGAUCUGUUUUAUAUGAUUUAAAAAUGUUUUUUAUUACAUUUAUAGUUUAAUGUAUAUUAUAAUACAUGUAUUAUUUUACUGACUGCCUUAAAGCUUAUGCUGUGAUGAAAUUUUUUAGUUUUAGCUUAAAUUUCUAAUUUUUGAAACAUUUCCAUAGAUUAAAUAUAUUAUCUGACACUCCUUUUAUUAUUAAUGUAUUUCUAAUUGGUGUGAAAAUUUAAAUCUGUGAUACCUCUAGACUUUUUUAUUGUAUAAAAACAU
Messenger RNA from Metopolophium dirhodum (rose-grain aphid), 2189 nucleotides. Its product is annotated as facilitated trehalose transporter Tret1-like. The transcript is spliced from 8 exons. Gene Ontology annotation, cellular component: membrane. Gene Ontology annotation, biological process: transmembrane transport; carbohydrate transport. NCBI's taxonomy places the organism in Eukaryota, Metazoa, Arthropoda, Insecta, Hemiptera, Aphididae. The coding region runs from base 149 to 1741 and encodes 530 amino acids. The record is from RefSeq and is a predicted model, not a curated record. Gene Ontology annotation, molecular function: sugar transmembrane transporter activity.